Molecule: messenger RNA, 552 nt
Organism: Penicillium bovifimosum
Lineage: Eukaryota; Fungi; Ascomycota; Eurotiomycetes; Eurotiales; Aspergillaceae
Product: CUE domain-containing protein
Exons: 3
Coding region: 1-552 (183 amino acids)
Molecular function (GO): ubiquitin binding
Source: RefSeq, a predicted model, not a curated record
AUGACGGAAGAAGAACACUCAUUGAAUAUACCAUCGCUUCUGACGCUUGCGGUAGUAUCCUACUUUGUACUCCGAUGGUUCUUCAAACGCGAUGACGGCUCCGCGGGUGGCGGCCGAGGCCGGGGUCGUGGCAACGCCGUCGACCCGGCACAGGUGGAACAGAUUGCGCAGAUGUUCCCGCAAUUAAGCACCCGGGAUAUAAUGUGGGAUCUGCAGCGGAACGGGGGAGUGUUGCAGCGACGACAGAGAGGAUCCUCACAGGGCGUGGAUUGGAAACUGUACGUAUUCGCUGAUGCUGACAAGAAUCCUCCACCUUCGUUCCAGCCUCCGGUCGCAAUUCCCUCCACCAACACCCCGCCGACGCAGACUACGACAGCCGCACCGGCACUUAAAGCGGACGGACAAGACUUGAUUUCUCGAGGCACCCCCUCCAAGACCACUUGGUCUCAGAACAAAGAAGAGCGUCAGCAACUGUUGCAGAAGCGUCGGGACGACAUGAUCUUGGCAGCACGGAGGAAGAUGAUGCAAAAGAAUCAAGGCGAUGCACAAUAA